AUGCCUGAACGAGUGCACACUUUUCAGGGUCAAAACUUCCACAAACUGAGGCGAGCCUGCCUGCGUCGAGGUGCGCUCUUCAAAGAUCCUCUUUUCCCCACCACCGCUCAGUCCCUCUUCUAUAAGAGGGAGCCCCCGCCGGGCCUGACCUGGAGGAGGCCCAGGGAGAUCUGUAAGGACCCCCGUCUGUUUGUCGAUGGCAUCAGCACUCGUGACCUGCACCAAGGCAGUCUGGGUAACUGCUGGAUGGUUGCUGCCAUUUCCUGCUUAGCAUCAGAGCCGUCCCUGUGGAAGAAGGUGAUCCCUGACCACAUGGAUCAGGAGUGGAAUCCAAAGAACCUCAACCUGUACGCGGGGAUCUUUCAUUUCCGGUUCUGGCGCCUCGGCAGGUGGUUGGAUGUCGUUGUGGACGACCGCCUGCCUGUCAGCAGGGAUGGAGCGCUGCUCUUCUGCCGCUCGGCUACACCUCGGGAGUUUUGGAGCGCCCUGUUGGAGAAGGCCUACGCAAAGCUGAACGGUUGCUAUGAGGCCCUUGAGGGAGGAAACACUGCCGAGGCUCUGAUCGACUUCACUGGAGGGGUUUCGGAGCCCCUAAGUCUGGACCGAAAGGCCCUCACACGGCACUGCGAACAGAGGAGGGCGUUCUUCCAGACUCUGGCUAAAGCACACGAACGCAAAGCCCUCAUCACCUGCUCCAUACGGCCGGCAGAGGGGGAGUCGGUGGAGUCAGUGCUGGAUUGCGGUCUGGUGAGAGGACACGCCUACGGGAUCACAGCGGUGAGAAAAGUGAGGCUGGGAGAGACGCUGCAGAAGAAUGGCGAGGUGUGUCGACUCUUCAUGGUGCGCAUGAGGAACCCGUGGGGGACCACAGACUGGACGGGUGCCUGGAGUCAGGGGUCGCAGCAGUGGCAGCAGAUGAGUCGGGCGGAGAGGGAGAAGACGGGGCUUAUUGUUCGGGACGUUGGGGAGUUCUGGAUGGAUUUCCAGGAUUUCUGUCACUACUUCACAGAUGUCGUCGUUUGCCGGCUGGUGGAGAGGACUCUGCUGUGGCCACGCUCUCAUUGGAGAGAAGAGCGCUGCUACGGGGAGUGGGCUCUUCCUCCCAUUUCCUCAACAAACCUCCAACCUGCCGUCCUCCAUGUCAGCCACCAGCAGAGUCUGGGGAAGAGCAGCGCCAAACCUGGAGGGACCAAACAGCGAGGAAACAGGAAAGAGGCCAGACUCGGGGAGAGUCAGCAGCAGGGUGGGAAGAGAGAGAGACGAGACAUGGCAGUGAAGAAAGCGAGAGAGGAGGAUGAUGGAGGAGAGCAGGGAGGAUGGGAGGCACAGGUGGAUAAGAGGAGUCGAUGUGGAGGAUGCAUCAACCACAGGGACACUUUCCUGCACAAUCCACAGUUCAUGUUUGAGGUGACAGGCAAAGAGGAGGAGAUGCUGAUCUGUCUGCAGCAGGAGGACAGGAGGAUAUGGAGGAAGGAUGGAGGAGGAGAAAACCUGCCGAUUGGGUUUGAGGUGCUAAAGGUGGAGGUGAACCGCAGCAGCAGGGUGCAGUGUGUGGUGGAGCAGGCAGCCAGCUCCGUCUACAUGGUCCGCAGUGUGACGCUGAGGGGGACCCUGGCUCCUGGUGGCUACGUCGUGCUGCCCACCACCUUCUUGCCAGGAACCACUGGACGCUUCCUGCUACGUCUCUUCUCCCAUUCAUGCAUACGACUCAGGGAACUAAAGGAGGACUUGCCAUCUCCCUCCGUCUUCCAUUGUUUUCUACCUCAACCCUCAGUGGUGACCACAGUCCAUCUCCGCAGGGCAACUGGAAUCAACUAUCCCAAACAGUCAGCUCCUGAUGUUUAUGCAGUUGUGCGCUGUGAGAAUGACACCAUACGAACACGAGUUUUCAAGGCAGAGGGAAACCCUGAAUUCAACCUCAGAGCCAUCUUCUACAGGAGACGCCCAAACACACACAUCUCUAUAGAGUUAUGGAGCCGAGGUCUGCUGUGGGACUCGGUGCUCGGCGGAGCUCGGCUCAAGACGGCCGAGUCUGAGAAAAGUCGGAGCCACGUGGUCGAUCUACGACGCGGCCAAUCACGUUCAGGACACAGAGGGUGUGUUUAUGUUGAGACGUCCUCCAGCGUCUGUCUCACAGACUUAUGACAAAAACAAUAUGUGGUCACUAUGCAGUCCUCUCAGGUGCUUUCAAAGAUACAGGACAAACACUACACUCGUUCCUAGGAAUAUGAACAACAACGGUGCUGCUUCUUUACACUAAAACUGGAAGAAAUAAAUCUCAGGGCAGUUUGAAAUGGAGUAAAUUAACUUCAUUUUAUCCAAACAAUAUUUUGUGGUGAUCUGCUGGUCAGAUAAACAGGUGCACAUCUUUUCUGACAUCAGCAGUCAGAAAAAGUCAGUCAAACUGCUGCCAAAUUACAUAUUUUUUUGUGUGUAAUCAUUUUAAGAUCAGAUCUGCUGUCUAAUGUUUUCACUUACUGCUGGAGUUCUGUUCCUUUAAAUUAUACGAUACUGUUCUUUACAUUGUGCUUUUAAUGAUUAUUAAUGUUACUUGUAUGCAGGGUGUGUCCAGAGGGGUAUCCAGGGGUGACAUGGGCCCCCCUUGAAAUCUAGUUGGCCACCCCAGGAGCCACCCCUAAACAAUGAUUGGCUUUUUGACUUGCCAGACGUAGGCAAAAAUGAAUGAUAUUGGCUUUGGUGUAACAGGCUGCUAGUAGUUUCGUUACUUUUACAUGUAGCACCUUUUUUUGUAAAUAUUUUAAAUUGUAGAGAAAUACCCUCCACAGCCGUGGCUCAGAGGUAGAGUGGGUCAUCUCUCAACCAGUAGUUCGGGGGUUCAAUUCCCAGCUCCUGCAGCAACAUGUCAGAUGUGUCCUUGGGCAAGGCACUUAACCCCAAGUUGUUCCUGCUGCUUCAGCUGCAGCGUAUGAAUAGGAUUAGUUAAUAUUGAUGGUCACUAUACAUAACAACCUCUGCCAUCAGUGUGUGAAUGUGUAGGUGUGACCUGUGGUGUAAAAUCCCUUUGAGUAGUCAAGAGACUAGAAAAGUCCAUUUACCAUUUACCACUUCUAUUUCAUAACACAGGAAAAUUUAAACAGUUGUUUGCAUGUUUUAAGAACUUUAAACUGUGACUUUUGUCAUGCAUCCUAUUUAUGAGUACCUGAAGACUUGAGCUAAGAAGACCUUAAAACUGCUGCUCUAUUGUGUCCCUUUUUAAAGUUAGGAAAUGAUACAUAGGACAUUUAUUCGCUUUUUAUUUGUUCGUUUGUGCACACAAACUUCAGGCCAGCCCUGCAUAAGUCUGAGUCUCUUUUGGGCCACCCCAGUUGAAAAAGUCUGGACACGCCCCUGCUUGUAUUCUUGAAUCUACAUGAAAAAAUAACUUUUGCAAUUAUGUUUAAAGAAACGUUUUUUGAUGUAACUUUCCUUUUUAU
Molecule: messenger RNA, 3434 nt
Organism: Labrus bergylta (ballan wrasse)
Lineage: Eukaryota; Metazoa; Chordata; Actinopteri; Labriformes; Labridae
Product: calpain-5-like
Biological process (GO): proteolysis
Cellular component (GO): cytoplasm
Molecular function (GO): calcium-dependent cysteine-type endopeptidase activity
Source: RefSeq, a predicted model, not a curated record